Messenger RNA from Apodemus sylvaticus (European woodmouse), 1013 nucleotides. RefSeq names its product chloride intracellular channel 3 (gene Clic3). Lineage: Eukaryota; Metazoa; Chordata; Mammalia; Rodentia; Muridae. The record is from RefSeq and is a predicted model, not a curated record. The transcript has 6 exons. The coding region runs from base 89 to 958 and encodes 289 amino acids.
CCCGAGGAUGUCAGAGCUGUGCCCCACUUCAGCUCCGGCUGAGGGGAGGGAAGCCUGGCACGGCUGAGGCCCUGACUAGGAGUCAGGCAUGGGAGCUGACGAGUGGGCAGGUAUGGAGCCGCCUUGGCUGCACCGUGCAGCCUGGGUGGCACCAGCCUACCAGAGACAGGAAAGCCAUCCCUUGGUCCUGGUCUUAGCCAGUGGGAAGGCCUGUCCUCUGCGAGCACAAGUUCUAAAGGGCAGCUCUCCUACGUGUGGUGGCUGCUGCUGUGAAACACAGGCCAGCGAGGAUGGCGAGAGCGUGGGACACUGCCCUUCCUGUCAGCGGCUCUUCAUGGUCCUCCUCCUCAAGGGCGUGCCCUUCACACUCACCACAGUGGACACUCGAAGGGCACUGGAUGUGCUGAAGGACUUCGCACCAGGCUCACAGCUGCCCAUCCUGCUGUAUGACGGGGAUGCCAAGACAGACACACUGCAGAUCGAGGAGUUUCUGGAGGAGACGCUGGGGCCACCUGAUUUCCCUAGCCUGGCACCCAGGUACAGGGAAUCCAACACAGCAGGCAAUGACAUCUUCCACAAGUUCUCUGCCUUCAUCAAGAACCCGGUGCCGACACAGGACAAUGCCCUGUAUCAGCAGCUGCUCCGGGCCCUGACCAGGCUGGAUAGCUACCUGCGAGCACCGCUCGACCAUGAACUGGCGCAGGAGCCGCACCUCCGUGAGUCCCGCCGCCGCUUUCUUGAUGGUGACCAGUUCACACUGGCUGACUGCAGCCUGCUACCCAAGCUGCACAUUGUGGACACUGUGUGCGCGCACUUCCGCCAGCUGCCCAUCCCGGCGGAACUGGCCUCUGUUCGCCGCUACCUGGACAGUGCGUUGCAGGAGAAAGAGUUCAAGUAUACGUGUCCACACAGCGCCGAGAUCCUGGCCGCCUACCAGCCUGCUGUGCACCCCCGUUAGCACCCCUGCCUCCACACACGCAUCUGCAGCCCCAUAAAGCAUCUCUGCCAAGUAA